AUGAAAACCUACAAGAUGCUCGAUCCAGUUUAUUCUCCACCAGAUAUUCUCUUCACGAAAGUGCAAACCCUCACAAAUACUUUUAACUUGCAGACGUUGCCCUUCCACAUACAUGAAAUACUCUUCGCAUUCUGUUUCUAUUACACCAUAGAUAUAUAUGUAUCCCAAAUUGUCUCAUGUCGACUCUUUCCAAGAACAUAUACAUCGCUUUCCCAUAGCAACAAAAUCAAUUGGAACAUACAUUUUGUCUCGUUCGUUCAAUCCACAUUGAUAUGCACACUAGCCCUAUGGUUAAUUCGGACGGACGAAGAACGAUCGAACAUGGACUGGACAGGAAGGAUAUGGGGAUAUACUGGGGCUGGUGGCCUCGUUCAAGCGUUUGCUAUGGGGUAUUUCUUGUGGGAUUUAAUGGCUAGUGUGGUCCAUUUUGAUAUCCUUGGAUGGAGCUCGUUGAUACAUGCACUUUGCGCGCUUUUAGUGGUUGGCAUUGGUUUUAGACCAUUCGCAAAUUAUUAUGGCCAAAACUUCGUCCUUUAUGAGCUUUCCACUCCGUUUCUCAAUAUCCACUGGUUCUUCGACAAACUCAAUAUGACGGGUUCCAAAGCACAACUUUACAACGGCAUAAUACUCCUUCUAACAUUUUUCUCGUGCCGUCUCGUUUGGGGUAUAUAUCAAUCUGCAAAAUUAUACCAAGAUAUAUGGGGGGCUUUCCAUACUCCCACUAUAUCCGUUCCAGAAUUCAAGAGCCCUGGAGGCCCAGAAUGGGACAUUUUCAGAUUCUCUAGAGGAUCUGAAGAGUUGGCAUUACCGAUAUGGUUAGCUUGGGGAUAUUUGGGAACAAAUACUAUAUUGACACUCUUGAACAUUUAUUGGUUCAAACAGAUGAUUUCUGCCGUCUUCAAAAGAUUUUCGAGAAAUGAGAAAGUCUCACGAGCAGACAAGAGAGAGUAGGAUUUUAGACACAUCGCACGCUUUGAGCCUCUUCCAGAUCUUUCUAGAGGCUUGCUUAUACAUGUUUCUAGAAGCUCGGAAGAUGUUUAUGAUCUUUUGAAGAUGCCGGGAUGUUUGCUGUCAUGUCCACUAAUCUUAAUACCCAUAUA
This is a messenger RNA of Botrytis sinoallii, 1100 nucleotides long. RefSeq lists its product as uncharacterized. The transcript has 2 exons. The coding region runs from base 1 to 951 and encodes 316 amino acids. Gene Ontology annotation, cellular component: membrane; endoplasmic reticulum. Lineage: Eukaryota; Fungi; Ascomycota; Leotiomycetes; Helotiales; Sclerotiniaceae. The record is from RefSeq and is a predicted model, not a curated record. Gene Ontology annotation, biological process: lipid homeostasis.